This is a messenger RNA of Dovyalis caffra, 198 nucleotides long. Lineage: Eukaryota; Viridiplantae; Streptophyta; Magnoliopsida; Malpighiales; Salicaceae. The record is from the annotation of a GenBank genome assembly.
AUGGGGGCAAAAUUGUCUUUGACCAAACUCAACAAGAAUGAUCCAGACCUAGGGGUUUGUGUGAUCAAAUCCAAGGAACCCAAGGUUUGUGGUGUCCCUAGCUGCCAGGUGUCGGCUCCACACGGCACAUUUAGCUUCUGUGGUCACACACCCCCUUCUGCCUCCCAUAGCCUUUUGAUUCCUGUUUCAUGGCUGGCU